Molecule: messenger RNA, 1011 nt
Organism: Lathyrus sativus (Indian pea)
Lineage: Eukaryota; Viridiplantae; Streptophyta; Magnoliopsida; Fabales; Fabaceae
Source: the annotation of a GenBank genome assembly
AUGGCACUAAACAAGAACCAAUUCCACAACCUUGGAUAUCAAGCUAUCCCACCUAUCAACAUAACUCAGGAUAAUACACUUCAUCAUCACCCUCCACAGCCUGUUUCAGACUAUGCUUUUCCCAUAUUUGCCAUUGUUGUUCUCAGCAUCAUUGCUACCAUUUUGUUACUCCUCAGCUACAUCACUUUUCUAACCAAAUUCUGCUCAAACUGGAAUCAAGUGAAUCCAACAAGAUGGAUUUCGGUUCUUCGAGCUCGACAGAACGAUGAAGAUCACUUCAUAGCAUUAUCUCCUACAUUAUGGAACCGGGGUUUAGACGAAUCGAUCAUCAGAGAAAUCCCAUCUUUUCAGUUUAUAAAAGGAGAAUGUGAAGAUCAAAGUGUGUAUGGUUGUGUGGUUUGUUUGACAGAGUUUCAAGAACAGGAUGUGAUAAAAAUUCUACCAAAUUGUAACCAUGCUUUUCACUUGGAUUGCAUUGAUAUUUGGCUUCAAACAAAUUCUAACUGUCCUCUUUGUAGAUCAAGCAUUUCAGGCAAUACUACAAAUACUCCAUUUGACAUUAUCAUAGCUCCAAGCUCUUCUCCUCAGAAUUCUUCUCAGUUACUCUCUAACUUAGCAAGUGAUGAAGAUUUCGUCAUCAUCGAAUUAGGCGGAGAAGAAAACGAGGUUCAACAAGAAAAAAAUGACUCAAGAGGAAGCAUAGAACAUAGUAGAAAGUAUCACUCUACAAGAGAAAUGAAACCAAAGUGCCCUUAUGUUUCCAUCAUGGGAGAUGAGUGCAUUGAUAUCAUCAGAAACAAAGAUGACUUGUUUUCGAUUCAGCCGAUUCGAAGAUCUUUCUCAUUGGAUUCUGCAAAUGAUAGACAAAUGUUCAUGGAUGUUCAAGCCAUUAUACAACAAAAUGAAGCUAGUGCAAGUGAGGAUUGUAAUAGCAGAAGUAAAAGAGCAUUCUUUCCAUUUUGUUACUAUGGAAAGGGAUCCAAAAAUGUGAUUCUUCCAUUUGGAGAAUGA